AUGCUUAGGGAGUCAGUAAUUGAAGCUAUAAGUGUUCCGGCCUAUUGGUGUCACACUGGUAAUCUGAUAUCUUUAGCCACUACAUCUUCAUUCUUGUCAACUACAACUUCAGGCUCUGUUUCAGUGUCAACCACAAGUUCCUCGGCAUCAAUCUCAAUUACCACAACCACCCCGACGCCAUGUUUUUGCACAGCCUGGUCGCAGAUAUCCCCGGCGGUAGCAGCUUGCAUGUCCAUCACACUAGACAACAUUCAUGCACCAGCAAGCAGCGCAAUAAUUCUCACCAAACUCAAAACUGGAGCCACAGUCACAUUCUCAGGAAAAACAAGUUUUGCGUUCACAAACAGUUCCCAGUUCAGACCUCUUCAAAUUGCAGGCAAUAAUGUGACAAUACAAGGCGCACCCGGAUCCAUCAUUGACGGAGGUGGUCCUCAAUACUGGGAUGGACUUGGCUCAAAUGGAGGACUCCCGAAACCUGGCCAGUUCAUGAAAGUUCAAAUCACAAACAAUUCUAUUAUGAAGGACCUGUACAUUCAAAACUACCCCUCCCAUGGAAUCAACGUUGCAGGAGUCCUAAAUUCGACAAUCCAAAACAUAGUCCUCAACAAUUCACUCGGGGACGCUCCAAAUAGUAUUAGUAAAGGGCUUGCAGCGGCUCAUAACACUGAUGCUUUCAAUGUUGGAAACUCAAUCAAUCUACUCCUGCAAGACUGCAAAGUGUGGAACCAGGAUGACUGUGUCGUUGUUUCGGAUUCUAGCAAUGUUACGGUUAGGAACGUGUUCUGCUCGGGGAGUCAUGGAUUAUCGAUUGCUGGUGGUGGGACGGGACCUGGGCAUAAUAUCUCUAACAUUGUGUUCACGGACUCCAUCGUCACAAAUUCGACGAAUGGGUUGCGAAUCAAAACAGAUUACAACGCCACUGGGAGCGUGGUCAACGUCACGUACUCUAAUAUCCAACUUUCGAAUAUUAAGACUUACGGGAUUGAUAUUCAGCAAGAUUAUCUUAACGGCGGACCGUCUGGCAUAGCAAGCAAUGGGGUAAAAGUUGCGAAUAUCAGUUUUUCUAAUAUAUCUGGAUGGGUGGUCCCAAAGGCAGCGGACUAUUAUAUAUUCUGUGGCGAUGGGAGCUGUGGAGACUUUACUUUUGAUAAUGUGGAUAUUAGAGGUGGCACGAAAGCGAGUAGAUGUAACUAUCCAGCUGAGGGAUGCCCUGGGCCAUAUACGGCGGAAUACAGGUAG
Molecule: messenger RNA, 1239 nt
Organism: Hyaloscypha bicolor E
Lineage: Eukaryota; Fungi; Ascomycota; Leotiomycetes; Helotiales; Hyaloscyphaceae
Product: glycoside hydrolase family 28 protein
Exons: 5
Coding region: 1-1239 (412 amino acids)
Biological process (GO): pectin catabolic process
Cellular component (GO): extracellular region
Molecular function (GO): polygalacturonase activity
Source: RefSeq, a predicted model, not a curated record